This is a messenger RNA of Tetrapisispora phaffii CBS 4417, 945 nucleotides long. RefSeq names its product Dat1p (gene DAT1). The transcript has a single exon. The record is from RefSeq and is a predicted model, not a curated record. Bases 1 to 945 code for a protein of 314 amino acids. NCBI's taxonomy places the organism in Eukaryota, Fungi, Ascomycota, Saccharomycetes, Saccharomycetales, Saccharomycetaceae.
AUGGCUAAGACGUUGGCUCAAGGAAGAAAGCCUGGGAGUGGGAGGAAACCAGGGAAGGGCAAGACUCUACGUGAAGGACGCAAACCAGGUAGCGGGAGGAGGCGUAAGGAUGGCAGUUUGGGGACGGCUGUUAAUGUGCAUAAUGCAACCGGUGGUGGGAAGAAUAUUAAAAAUGCGAGGUCAAAGAAAACGACUUCUACAAAGGCUGCAACAGCGGUUGCCAGUGCGACUGCAAAACCCAAGAGGAAAUACGUUAAGAAGAAGAAACCUAAAACAGAAGAUUACUUGACCACUCCUAUAAGUGGGUUUCAGACCGUUCAUGAGUUGGCAGGUCCAAAUGGAUCGCUGAUUACUAUGGACUCUGGCAAUGGAGUCAUCACCAACAACAACUAUAAUAAUAACAGGAACAUCUCGUCAAGAGAUUUAGAGGCACUGGAUGCAUUAAGGGAACUUACAACAAGUCCGACGUUCACAACAUUUAAUGACAUACCAUUACGAGCAACCAGUUCUGCCUUUAACAAUGCUUCAAUCCAAAAUAUGGCAACGAUGCCGUUACCGAGGUUGGACAUGCUCUCUCAGAAUCAGAAUAAUAAUUUAUCGCAAGCACAAAACAACAAAUUCUUCUCACAAAGAAUGAUGAAUCUGCCGAAGGACGAUUUCAUGAAUAAUAGCACAAUACAAACAAAAAACUUACUAAACAUCAAUCAGCAGAAUGUGCCGAACAUCAACGUAGAGUUACCGCACUUGCAUGCUAUUGGAGAUACAAUGUCGUUUCAAAAUAAUAUAUCAAAUAACUCAUUCCCAAUGAAUACAUACCAAAAUACUAAUAUGAAUUUGAAUUUACACAGUAAUGUGGAUCAAAACGGUAAUGCGAACAUAUCUCAUUUUAUGAACAAUAGGAAUACAGACUCUAUGGCAAAUAAUCAAUAUGCAUAUAAUGGUUGA